Daucus carota subsp. sativus is the source of this 861-nucleotide messenger RNA. Its product is annotated as blue copper protein. The coding region runs from base 81 to 641 and encodes 186 amino acids. NCBI's taxonomy places the organism in Eukaryota, Viridiplantae, Streptophyta, Magnoliopsida, Apiales, Apiaceae. Gene Ontology annotation, cellular component: plasma membrane. The record is from RefSeq and is a predicted model, not a curated record. The transcript is spliced from 2 exons. Gene Ontology annotation, molecular function: electron transfer activity.
AUUACAUAGGAUCACUAUAUAUAGAGAGCUCCGGUUCAGAAUCAUAUUAAACCAACUCCUCUCUCUUUAAACUUUCGACAAUGGCAAGCUCUGUUGCAGGCAUUGUGUGUUUGAUCUCGAUUUUUAUAACUGCUGUGCCGAGUUUAGGCAAAGAUUACACUGUAGGGGACUCAUCUGGCUGGGCACUCAGUGUUGAUUACAGCACUUGGGCUACUGGCAAAACUUUCAAUGUUGGAGACAAUCUUGUGUUCAAGUAUGGAAGUGGUCACACUGUGGAUGAAGUGAGUUCGGGUGAUUAUAGUUCCUGCACUAUCGGAAAUUCAAUAACUUCUGACAACACUGGAUCGACAAAAAUCCCUCUGAAGACCGCAGGCACGCAUUAUUUCAUCUGCGGUGUAAUUGGACAUUGCAGUGGAGGAAUGAAAGUAGCGGUGACUGUUGCAGCGGGUGCUACCCCAGCACCCGCUGGCACUUCAGUACCACCCGCGACCGCGGGUGGUACUAGUGCUACUUUUCCCACACCAACUGCAACUACAUCAGGCAGUAAUCCGGCUUUAGCUAGUUCAUCAGGAACUUUUUCCGCGAUUUUGGACCUGUUCCUCAGUACUUGUCUUAUUUUGGUCUGCAAGUUAAUUGUUUAGUAAUGUGGCCAUGUUGAAAACCUCCAACUUUCGACAGGCCAGGAUAGAGGCAGUGCCGCAGGGCUCUCUAGCUACUUCAUUUGGUUCUAUUUCAUUGUUGUUUUCGUGUAUUUAUGACUGAGUAUUUUGAGUUAUAUUUGUGUUGAACCUUUGUCUAGAGUUCUUGGAGCAUGCUAAAUAAAGUUGAAGAAAAUCAAAGAGCUGUUGUUUUAGACUUUUA